This is a messenger RNA of Polychytrium aggregatum, 1577 nucleotides long. Its product is annotated as glycoside hydrolase superfamily. Gene Ontology annotation, molecular function: mannan endo-1,4-beta-mannosidase activity. Gene Ontology annotation, biological process: substituted mannan metabolic process. NCBI's taxonomy places the organism in Eukaryota, Fungi, Chytridiomycota, Chytridiomycetes, Polychytriales. The transcript has 5 exons. Bases 75 to 1343 code for a protein of 422 amino acids. The record is from RefSeq and is a predicted model, not a curated record.
UCGCCAACUCCCCCUUGACCCUUGGCUUUCUGCUGGCCAGCGCAUCGCUCUUCUCUGCUGUUCUUCACCCCGCCAUGGUCAAGCUCUCAGUUUCAUUGCUGGCAGCCAGCCUCUGCGCCCUGGUCCAGGCAGGCGCUCCUCUGGAGCCCCAGGACGGCCGACUCUUCCUCAGCGCCUGGCUCGAUACCUCCAAUGGUCCCUACGGCUCGGACUCGCCCGUGUCCUUCAACUCCCGCCUUGGUGUCAACGCCGGUGCCUUCCACGAUGCCCAGAACAUGCCCGUCACCGUUGAUCCGUUCGGCACCCGCCAGACCGGCAACCUGACCUCGAUCGAGCUCACCAAGACCGAUGCCAUCUUCUACCUCACCGUCUACCCGAACUUCAGCACCAUGACCAACGCCGAUAUCCUCGACCUGGCCUACCAGGCCGGAAACAUCACCACCCUGAGCAACCGCCGUCUUUUGAUUCGCUUCGGGCCCGAGAUGAACGGCAACUGGAUGCAGUACGGCCAGCAGCCCACCCUGUAUCGACAGCAGUGGAUCCAGGUCUACAACGCCGUCAAGGCCAAAGCUCCCUCUGCGGCCUUCAUGUGGGCGCCCAACCUCAGCGCCGGCUACCCCUACACUAUCGUUGCAAACCUCAGUGCGGCCGACUUGAAGCUGAUGGACACCAACGGCGACGGUGUUGUCAACUCCAGCGAUGAUCCGUACGGACCCUACUAUCCCGGCGACGAGUACGUCGACUGGGUCGGCAUGUCGAUCUAUUGGAAGGGCCCGGCGUCCACCUGGCCCUUCGAGACCAAUAUGCUCUGCGUCGGCAACUAUCUCAUCCAGAUCCUCAACGGCGGUGGAACGGAGGGCGGCAAUCCCAGUUAUCCCUUCUACAACACCUAUGCUUCCGGCAAAAACAAGCCCAUGGCCAUUUCCGAGACUGCCGCGGCCAUCCAUCUCAUCGGCAACGGUGUCCCGCUCUCCCCUGGCCCCGGUCAGCUGGCUGUGCAGCAGUCGUACUGGGCCGAGUACAUGACCAACAGCACCUUCCUGGACCUUUUCCCCAAGAUCAAGCUCCUCAAUCUCUUCGAGUUCAAGAAGAACGAGACCGAGACUUCUGGAACCCAGCAGGUCACUGUGCUGCGAGACUUUCGCCAAACCAUCAACACCACUGUCCUGUCUGCCUUCAAAUCCGACCUUUCCAAGGUUUCGAGCCGCUACAUCUGGGCCAACUCUUCGAGCACAACCACUCCGCCCUCGAGCACCGGCUCCAGCGGCUCCAGCGGCUCUGCUUACGUCUCCAUCGCUGUUGUAGCUCUUGCCAUGGCUCUCUCCCUCGGAGCCCUCAUCUGAGCACACAUAUAUGUGGCUUUAGUUACUCUAGCAGCUCUAGAUGCUCUCCCGCGCCAUCGACUUGUGUUUGGUCCUUAAAGCAGUGAUCUACUCGUCCCAUUCUUCACCUUCCAACCUUUGUAUGGCCAUUUGUCUUUGGUCGUGGGCCUGUUUACCAAUCGCUUUCGGUAUCUUGUCAAUGUCGGAUCUGUCGCAGCCUCGUUUCACUCAAGUCUAUAUUGAAAUCGAUCGCCC